AUGGUAGGCGGUCUAGUGGUUAUUCUCCAUCCUUACGGACAGCUAGAUAUGGAAUUAUUUUCAAAAACAAUUACUCAUCAUCAAGUGUCAUAUCUGGGCACUGUACCAUCUCAGAUGAUUAAUUUAACUAAGUUUCUAAAUACUACAAAUCGAAAUUAUGUUUUUGAAACGCUUCGAUGUGUAUCAACCGGAGGUAUUGAAAUAGUUGUAAAAGUACAAGUUUUUUUUCAAAAUUUUUCGUUUUUAAUGUUAGGAGAAUCGCUAUUCGUUGGUACUGUUGUUGAUAUUCAACGUUACCUAAAAAACAACUGUCAGAUUUACAACUAUUAUGGUCCUACUGAAUGUACAGAAGCAGCAGUUGAACAUUUAAUAACAGAAGACGACCUUGUUCGUGGUUCUAUACCACUGGGACAGCCCAUGGCAAAUGUAUACAUCUAUGUCGUCGACAAGUAUCUUCAACCCAUUAUACCAGGCAUGCAUAUGGGUGCUGGUGUAUUCGCCGGUUAUCGUAGUCGAAAUGAGUUAACAGCUCAAGUCAUGUGUCAAAUCAAUAAUGAACUAUGCUAUAAGACAGGAGAUUUAGGAUGUUUCAAUCCCAAAACUCGUUGUUUAGAAUACUGUGGUAGAGAAGAUUAUCAAGUGAAACUUCGAGGACAACGCAUUGAAUUAAGUGAAAUUGAAUCAGUGAUUAUGAGUAUUGUCGCAAUGUGUAUUGUUGUCAAAGUAGUACAUAGCAAUAAUGACUAUCUUGUUGCUUAUGUAGAAGAAAAGAGUUAUAAUGUAAAUGAAGAGCAACUACGUCAGCAUUGUCAAUCUCAUCUUCCUCCACAUAUGAUUCCAUCUUUCUUUAUUAUUCUUGAUAAAUUACCUUUGAAUCAAAAUGGAAAAAUAGAUCGAAAACUACUUCCAUCAUCUUACCUUCCAUCGUCAACUACGCCAUCAGUAAGUGAACUUGAUACACCAGUUAAUCAAGUAGAAAAAAGUGUAUAUGAUAUAUGGUGCCAAGUGCUGGAGCAUAAUGGACGACAAAUAUCAACAACUGCAAACUUCUUUACUAUCGGAGGUCAUUCGCGUUUGUUUAUUGAACUUUAUCAUCGUUAUCAAACUAUCUUUGGCUUCGAUAGUCGUACAUUAUCUAUUAGUCCGCUUCUUGAACAACCAACUAUUCAACACCAUGCAAAGUUAUUAAAGGCAGUCGCAAUUGAUGAUAUACGAAGGGAACAAUGGUGUACUCUGCACAUUAAUCAAAGUAUGGCAUCAUUUGCUCAAGAACGUAUAUUUCUGGAUGAACAAAUUCGAUUCUCAAAUAAACAUAUUUUCUAUAAUAAUUCUGUUGCACUACGAGUUACUGAAGGUGUGUUGUCAAUAAAUCGAGUAUCACAAGCUCUCCGAUUGGUUUUGCAGAAACAUGAAAUAUUGCGUACUUCCCUCGUGUUUAAUAAUGAAGAUAGUACACUACAACAGCAUGUCACUGACAAUCACAAAACAUUUAAGUUUCUUGAUCCGCAAACUUUCGAGAGUGACAACGAACUUCAGAAUAUUAUUUAUCGAACGGUUAUCAAUCCUGAUCUGUUUGAUUUGUCUAAUGGUCGAGUUUUUAGUUGCCAAAUACUUCAACAGCAGAAGACUACACAUGAUACUGAUCACACAGAGUUUCUUGAAAAGUCUGAUGUUUUUGUAUUAUAUUUUCAUCAUGCAGCAGUUGAUGGAACUUCUAUAGCAAUCCUGUUGAAUGAUUUCUACAAUGCUUAUAGUAAUAAUAUGACAGUUUCACUUGAUGAACAAUCAGUGCAAUAUAUUGAUUAUGCUGUUUAUGAACGGAUUAUGGAUAUGACAUCAUCUCAUAGCUUCUGGUAUUCUCAACUAGAAGGAUUUAAUCUCAAACGCGCAUUAAAGCUACCAGUUGAUAGACACCGUUUGCCAGCUGUUCAACGAUCUAGCUUGGCGUCGGUAGCUCAAAUCUCUUUAGAUAAGGAGUUAUCAACAAUGUUUCUCAACUAUGCUUCCUUACAUCAAAUUACACCUUUUCAGCUUGGUUUGACUGCAUUUUACGUGUUUCUAUUCAAAUUAACUCAUGGAGAAACUGAUUUAUGCAUCGCAUCUGUUAAUGCUAAUCGAUAUCGAAGUGAAUUAGAAAAUAUGAUCGGCAUGUUUGUUUCAACGUUACCAUAUUGUGUACAACUCAAUUCUCAUUGGUCAUUUGAUGAACUUGUGAAACAUGUUCGAGAAAAGUGUUUAUCAAUUCUUGAACAUUCUCAUUAUCCACUUCAAUAUAUACUUACUGAUUUUCGACUUAAUCAAAUGGACGUUCCAUUUCUUGAGAUCGUAUUUAAUUUUUUACCGGUGUCUACAAAUAUUGAUUGGUAUUCUAUAGCACCAGCAUCAUUUGCACAAGCUCGUAUAUGGCUUGAUGAAAGAAUUCGAUUCGAUCCAGACAAACCUCAAACAGCAAUCUACAAUAUGCCUUUUGUUUAUCGUCUGCAACCAGGUCAUACUUUAUCGAUUCAACAACUUCGUCAUGCUCUGCAUCUCACUGUUAACAAACAUGCCUCACUCCAUACAUCACUUCAUUUUGGUAUCGAAAAGAAUCUACUUAUGCAACGAGUUAUUACUCAUGAAGAUAAAAAUAAUAAUAAUAACAUGUUUUCAAUCAUCGAAACUAUUUAUGAAACAGAUGAACAACUUAAUGAGAUUUUACACGACGAGAAACGUAAUCCUCAACUCUUUGAUCUUGCUCAAGGUCUUGUCUUUCGAUGUCAUCUUGUUUAUUAUAAACAAAUCUCUUCACAUCAUCUUCUUUCUCACAACGAUCUACUUAUCUUCAACUUUCAUCAUGGCUUAUUUGACUUUUCAUCGAUGAAUAUCUUUCUUCAUGAUCUCAAUCAAGCAUAUACAACAAGUCAAUUACUAUAUGAUGACAACACUAAUCUUCGUUAUCUCGAUUAUGCUGUUAUUGAACAACAAAUGUCAAUGACUGGUGCAAGUAUGUUUUGGCUGGAUGCUCUUCAUGAUUGUAAACUUGAUCAAUCUUUACCAUUACCAUUUGACCGAUAUCGUCUUGCAAAUGAACAUCGAACUGGUCGUGGAACAUCUACUUCUUUUGAUUUUGGUCAAGAUCUCUCACAUAACUUUCGUACUCAUGCAUCAUCGAAUAAUGUAUCACUUGAACAACUUGCACUUGCCACUUAUUAUGUGUUUUUAUUUCAAUUAACGAAUGGAGAAAAAGAUUUAUGCAUUGGAAUAAACACAGAUGGUCGAUACAGAGAUGAACUUAACUCUAUCGUUGGAAUGUUUGUGAAUGCGAUACCUUUGCGAUGUCAACUCGAUCCUCAUUUAUCAUUUAAUAAAAUCACUAAGCACGUUCAACAUAAUAUGAUAAAUUGUAUGAAAUAUUCAUAUUUUCCUCUUCAACGUAUUCUCAAUCAACAUCCAAAUAUAUCAAAUCCUGUAUUUCUUGAUACUUCAUUUGACUUUGUAUCAUCUAUGACAAAAGAUGCGGAAGAUGGUAUAAUGAUCGGUGAUAGUCGAAUUUCUUUAAUACCUUAUUCAAUUAAGAUUAGUAAAGAUGAAAUAAUGAGUAAAUUUGAUUUCAUGCUUAGUUUUCAGCAUGAUCUGAAUCUAAAUGAAAUCUCAUGCACAAUCGAUGCUUCACUUGAUUUAUUUAAUUCUGGAACAAUUUGCAUAAUUGCACAAAGAUUUCAGACAAUGUUACAUCAACAAUUUACAUCGUUUAAUAGUGAAAUAAAUAAACCUAUUCAUGAAUUACCAAUAAUAUUACCAAAUGAAAGAUUACUCAUGCAAUCAUUGAAUAAUACACAAGUAUUAUUUACAUCUCCUGUCAGUUGUGUUCAUCAUGAGUUUGUAUAUCAAGUAAUGAAGCAUCCACAAAAACUUGCUGUUGAACUAGAUGAACAAUCAUUGACAUAUUGUGAACUCUUACAUUAUGUACAAUUAUUAUCCAUAAUUCUUCUUAAUGAAUAUGAUGUGCUUCCAGGUGAGGUCAUAUGUCAAUGUGUUGAGCGAAGUUUGUCAAUGGUGAUUGGUAUAAUGGGAAUUGAAAUGGCUGGUGGUGUUUAUUGCCCAUUAUCACCUCGAGAUCCACAGCAUCGUUUGCAUGCACUGAUAGAACAAACAGGAAGUCGGCUCCUUCUUGUUCAUCGUUUUACAACAAAUAAGGUUAAUGAUAAUAUAAUCUCAGUGAAUACUGAUUUAGUAUGCACUGACAACUAUAUGAAAAGUGAUAAUGAUGUUGACCAACUAUCAGGUAUAAACGUUACAUCGGACAAUAUAGCUUACAUCACUUUCACAAGUGGUUCAACUGGUGUUCCUAAAGCGGUUUGUCUUUGCUGCAUUCUAGAAUAUAUGCUUUACUUCUUCUCUUUGUUUUAGACUCAGACAAGACAUAAAAAUCUCAUAAGUUUCAUACAUUCCCUUCAAUACAUUGACUACAUUAACGAAAAGGACACAGUAGUGCAAGUUUUUGCUGCUGCAUUUGAUGCACAUAUUCAGGAAAUUGUGGGUGCUUUACUUUCAAGCGCGUCUGUUGUCAUGUUACGUUCUUAUGGGAAUAUGGAUUUUUUAUAUUUCGCAAAUACACUAGAAAACAAACAAAUUACGUAUAUGGCAUCUGUUCCUAGUUUCUUGUA
Messenger RNA from Adineta steineri, 4646 nucleotides. The record is from the annotation of a GenBank genome assembly. Lineage: Eukaryota; Metazoa; Rotifera; Eurotatoria; Adinetida; Adinetidae.